UCAAUCCAAUAAACCUUCUUUAAAUAGAUAAAUUCUUUUAAAUAAUUAAUUCUCUCUAUGUAAAGUUAUAUAUAAUUCAGUUAAGAAUGUGAUAAGAAUAUAGAUAUAAAUAUAAAUAUAAAUAUGAGUAUAAAUAUUGCUACCAGUAUAAAUAUAUAUAUAAAUAAAUAUCUUAUCUAAUUAAAGACUAUAAUCAAUUAAAGACAAUUAAUCAAUUCUUAGUAUCUUAAUAUCUAGUAAUUAAUUAUUCAAUAAAAUCCACAAACAUAAAAUAUUCUAAUAAUAUAUACUGGUUAAUAUAUAAUAAUUAAUUAAUUAAUCGUAAUAUAAUGCUCUAAUAAUAAUACUUCUAAAUCUCUAUGUAUUAUAAAUAUUUUCUAAACUAAUUAGGUAUACUCUAUAUUUCUUAAUUGAUUAAUUCCAAUAAAUAACAUUAAUAUUAAUUCAUCUAUACUUAAGUAAAGAAAAUAAUGAUAAGUUGGAGCAGUGCUUUUCAAUGUUUUUGUUGGCCUCAAUAUGUUUUCAAUAAAGAGGAAAAAAAAAAAAAAACAAGUUCUUUUACAACUGUUGAAGUCUUUUCCGGUUACAGUAUGGCGGCCUCUAUUCUGCACAGUCACUGUAUGUAAUCCUUACUUUGCCAAGAUUUUCUCACUCCUUCCGCUCAGGCAGCUAGCAGCGGGGGUAAAAAAAAAAAAAAAAAAAAGAGUCCAUUCUUCUUUUAAUCUCCUCUGUUUAAGUUAUUUCUCCUCACCUUCGUUUGUCUAUUUUAAAGUUUUUAAAACUUUCUUCGCUGCUCCGUAUUUUGCCCCUUCCUCUUUGCUCGCCUUUUCAGUUGCCGCCCGGUUCCACUUUGAGAUCUUCCUUCUUCACGCUGUCCCUUCGGAAAGAAAAGAAACUUUCUCCUCGGUUUUGCGCCAAAAUUAAUAGUCCAAAUUAGUUCCGUUUCUGUUCGACCUCAGCAGUUCUGCACUGUACUCCCUCCUUUACUCCCAGUGAUCUCAAUCGGCUCGUUCGAGUCUCCGGGCCGACUGUGCUCACCGCGCCAGCCGACUUCUUCCCGAGCCUGGAUUGAGGGCUCUUUACGGUACGGCGGGAGAUCGCACCUCUCCUCGCCUCCCCCAAAGCUUCCCCUCUUUAUUCCCGGUCUCUUCGGGACCGGUCUCCGCCAAAAACAGGCACCAAAGCUCGGAAAAUCGGCAACAGAGAGAGAGCGCUUCUCUUCUGUGCCGCCACGACUCUUACGUCCCCAGCCAGGAUCCCUGCCUCCUUUUUCCAAUGUGUUGGAAUGAUAGCAGGAACCAUUGGCAGGACGUUUUCAUCCUUAGGUCCUCUUUAACUGGAGACGGUCUGCUUUUGUGCAUGAAUUCCAGAUUAGAAUAGAAUCACAGAGUUGAAAGGGACCUUGGAGGUCUUCUAGUCCAACCCCCUGCUUAGGCAGGAAACCCUACAGCACUUCAGACAAAUCGUUAUGCAAUCUCUUCUUUAAAACUUCCAGUGUUGGAGCGUUCACAACUUCUGGAGGCAAGUUCUUCCACUGGUUCAUUGUCAGGAAAUUUCUCCUUAGUUCUAAGUUGUUUCUCUCCUUGAUGAGUUUCCACUUGUUGCUUCUUUUGUCCUGCCCUCAGGGGCUUUGGAGAAUAGCUUGGCUCCCUCUUCUUCUAUCUUGGAACAAGAAUUCUCCUGGAUCAAAUAGAGGCCAUGUAGUUGCUUCUUAAAAACAAAUUUGUCAAUUAUUGAAUCCAUAUAGAGAAUUUAUUAGAAUCCUGGAUUUAUUUUUACAACUAAGGCGGAGAAGACAUGCAGCAAACUAAAGGGGAAUAUUUGGAGCUCAGGGUUGCCAUGAGGGGGUCUCUCUCCCUUCUAGCGAUGUUAGUUUGGACAAUGAAACGUCUGCAAAAAGAGGAGCCCCUUCCCCCCUCACGUCCAGCACAGCUUGAUCGUCUCUUCCCCCAACACCAACCCUGUGAGGUGGGCUGGACUGAAAGAGCAGCUGAUUUCAAACUCAGGGUCUCCUAAGGUCCCAGAAUAGACCCAACUGGCUGCCCUUCAUCGACUGAUAUAAGGUCGCAGGCCCAGAAGAGCCCCUGACCUCCCCCUCCCUCAAUAUGGAGGUGGGGGGAGGAGACUGGACUCCAAAGUUCAAAGGGAGCCCCCCCCCACCGUCCCACCUCCGCCCCGGACCGUAAUAACCCGUGGCACCGCGCAGGCGCCAUCUGGCUUGUUGAAGGAAGGACGCUGAUUGGUCGAGCUCGGGAUUUCGGCGAUUGACGAAUGGACUCUGAGGAGCAGAUCCUCCAAAGGAAAAGGCGGAACUAGUGGAGAAAAAAGGGCGUGAAGCCUCCACUUCCGGAAACAAAAUGGGCAACAAGGGAGCUACCUGAAUCAGCGACAGAGGAGGCCGUAUGAUGCAGGUUUGGCGCAAGGGAUGCUUGUAGGGUCUCUUUCGGGUCUGCUUGAGGCGGGGGCUUGGGCCUGGGCCUCCCCUGUGGGGAAGGGGAGACAGCCGUGACCCUCUUCUCUUUCUCCCCUGCAUGAGGACGGAGGAUGGUGGCGGAUGCAGGAAAGAGGCGCCGGCCGAGAGGAGGGGGAGGAGAGCGGGCCCCGCAGAGCAGCCCUGCCCGGUCCCAGCACGGCUUCCCCGGGAGACGGCAGGGAAAGGCUGGGGGCUCCAUGGCUGCAGGAGGGAGGAGCCCAGGGGGAGCCCGGGAAAGGCGGCUGCCUGGAGGGCGAUGUGGGGAGGAGGAAAAAGGCGGAGACCCUGAGAUGGGCCUGGAGGGCGGAGGCUCCUUCAGAAGACCCCCAAAUCCCGGAAGGAUCCAGGAGGAAGCAAAGGAACAUCAGUGCCCAGAAUGUUGGAAAACCUUCAAAAUAUACGGAGAUCUUCAAAGGCAUCUAAGAAUCCACACAGGAGAAAAACCUCAUAAGUGCCUGGAGUGUGGAAAGAGCUUCAGUCAGAGGGGAGAUCUUUAUAAACAUCAAAGGAUCCACUCAGGAGAAAAACCUCAUAAAUGCUUUGAGUGUGGAAAGAGAUUCAGUCAGAGGGGAUAUCUUUAUACACAUCAAAGGAUCCACACAGGAGAGAAACCUCAUAAAUGCCUUGAGUGUGGAAAGAGAUUCAGUCAGAGGAGAUAUCUUUAUAUACAUCAAAGAAUCCACACAGGAGAAAAACCUCAUAAAUGCUUUGAGUGUGGAAAGAGAUUCAGUCAGAGGGGACAUCUUUAUGUACAUCAAAGAAUCCACACAGGAGAAAAACCUCAUAAAUGCUUUGAGUGUGGAAAGAGCUUCAGUCAGAGGAGAUAUCUUUAUAUACAUCAAAGAAUCCACACAGGAGAAAAACCUCAUAAAUGCCUUGAGUGUGGAAAGAGAUUCAGUCAGAGGGGACAUCUUUAUAUACAUCAAAGAAUCCACACAGGAGAAAAACCUCAUAAAUGCCUUGAGUGUGGAAAGAGAUUCAGUCAGAGGGGACAUCUUUAUAUACAUCAAAGGAUCCACUCAGGAGAAAAACCUCAUAAAUGCCUUGAGUGUGGAAAGAGAUUCAGUCAGAGGAGAUAUCUUUAUAUACAUCAAAGAAUCCACACAGGAGAAAAACCUCAUAAAUGCUUUGAGUGUGGAAAGAGAUUCAGUCAGAGGGGACAUCUUUAUGUACAUCAAAGGAUCCACACAGGUGAAAAACCACAUAACUGCUUUGAGUGUGGAAAGAGAUUCAGUCAGAGGAGAUAUCUUUAUAUACAUCAAAGAAUCCACACAGGAGAAAAACCUCAUAAAUGCUUUGAGUGUGGAAAGAGAUUCAGUCAGAGGGGACAUCUUUAUAUACAUCAAAGAAUCCACACAGGAGAAAAACCUCAUAAAUGCCUGGAGUGUGGAAAGAGCUUCAGUCAGAGGAGAUAUCUUUAUAUACAUCAAAGAAUCCACACAGGAGAAAAACCUCAUAAAUGCUUUGAGUGUGGAAAGAGAUUCAGUCAGAGGGGACAUCUUUAUACACAUCAAAGGAUCCACUCAGGAGAAAAACCUCAUAAAUGCCUGGAGUGUGGAAAGAGCUUCAGUCAGAGGAAAUAUCUUUAUAAACAUCAAAUGAUCCAUUCUGGAGAGAAACCUCAAAAGUGCCUGGAGUGUGGAAAAAGCUUCAGUCAGAGAAUCACCCUUUAUAGACAUCAAAGAAUCCACUCAGGAGAAAAACCUCAUAAAUGCCUGGCGUGUGGAAAGAGCUUCAGUCGGAGAGGAUAUCUUUAUAGACAUCAAAGCAUCCACUCAGGAGAGAAACCUCAUAAAUGCCUGGAGUGUGGAAAGAGCUAUACUGAGCGUAGUAGCCUCAAUCGACACCAAAUAAUUCACGUGGGAGAAAAAUGAUAAACACGCCUGAGUGUGAGAAGACCUUCAGUCACGGUGUAUCUCAGGAAUUGAAUUGAAUUGUAUAUUUAAUUUGUCCAAAUGUGAAUAGACACCCUAGGAAUUCACCUAGUGCAUAUUCAUGAUCAUUAUAAUAAUUCCAAUAAGAGGAAUUAUUGGUCUUUACUCCAAAUGAGUAAAGAAGACAAUAAGGGUAAAUAAUAAUUGCCAAAUAAAGGACUUUCUCAGGCUGAAUAAUAAAGGACUUUUUCAAUUGUACAUGCUAGAUUUUUCAACUGGUCUAAAUUGUACCUUUUCACAAGAGACAUGCCAUUUCCCAUGUGAAUGUUCUUUUAAUGCAAGUCCCAUUUUAGUGGUUAUGAUUAAUAUUAUGGGAUGUUACUGUCCAUGUCUCUGAUGUAACUGUAACUUGAGCAGGGUGAUUUCUUCCAUGCAAUCAGCUCUUGUUUUGUAUUUUUUCCCCCUACUGUAUGGAGUAUAAAAUGAAACCCGAUUCUGUGUCCUGGAUUCCCUCUUUUCAUUAAGGGAAAUCUCUUUGCUACAAUAUUCUAAUAAAUUGCCUUUAAAUUUACA
Pantherophis guttatus is the source of this 4920-nucleotide messenger RNA. RefSeq lists its product as uncharacterized. Gene Ontology annotation, cellular component: nucleoplasm. Gene Ontology annotation, molecular function: RNA polymerase II cis-regulatory region sequence-specific DNA binding; DNA-binding transcription repressor activity, RNA polymerase II-specific. Lineage: Eukaryota; Metazoa; Chordata; Lepidosauria; Squamata; Colubridae. The record is from RefSeq and is a predicted model, not a curated record. Gene Ontology annotation, biological process: regulation of immune system process; negative regulation of transcription by RNA polymerase II; regulation of cytokine production.